Molecule: messenger RNA, 578 nt
Organism: Racocetra persica
Lineage: Eukaryota; Fungi; Glomeromycota; Glomeromycetes; Diversisporales; Gigasporaceae
Source: the annotation of a GenBank genome assembly
UUGCAGCAGAACAUGAAGCACUACAAAAUAAACAAGAAAAGAAAUUAAAUCAACUCUAUCUGGAAGCCACACAAAGAGAAAUAAAUCAAUUCAGAGAACAAGUAAUAGGAAAAGACAGCAGUAUGAAAACAAAUUAUAAAUACAUUUUCAAAUUAACAAAACAACAAACUGAUGAACAUAUUCAAGAAAUUGAAAAAGUCACAAAUAGAAAAAUAUUGGAAGCAGAAACAGCUGAAGAUAAAAAAGCUUAUCUAUACAAAACAAUAUCUGCAUUAACAGAAACAAAAGAUGCUAUUCUUUGGAAAAAUAGAGACCUGGUAAAAGACCUAGAAGAAGAAUAUAAUUAUGCAACUAAUCAAGUAUUAAACUUAAACAGAAAAGAUUUUGAAGCAAUGCAAAAACAAUACCAAGCAAAAUAUAGAGAACUAUUGAGAGUAUCUCUAGAAAAUUUAGAUAAAAUGUAUGACAAUGAAGACGAAGAAAAGCAAAUGUUCCAAGAACAAUUACGAGCCAGAAGAAAAGGCUUAGAAUUAUCAGAAAUAUUACCAUCAAAACAUCCAUAUCAUGAAGAAUAUUGA